AUGAUUCCAACUUUUAAUUUAAAGGACUGUGGUUUUAAGAGUGAAAUUAAAUUUACGAGUUUUGAUGUUUAUUAUUCGGAUUGGGAAAAUUCUAUCAAUUUCUAUGUUCAAGGAGUAAACUCCAUUAAUAUUAAUCAAACCAAACCUAUACAAUUCAAUUCCAAGCUUCAUUACAAUAUUACGUCGAGAAAAUCUGAUAUUGACCGAUCAUGUUUAAAAAGUAAACUAAACUCCAACUUCGGCUCGAGGUGCCAAAUCGAAGAAGAUGAAUCAACUGUUACGAUCUUAACCGAACUAACUGGAACUUUGGAUAGUGUCGAGCAGGUAGAGUUAUCCGUAAAGGUGGGAGGUGAUGAAAUAGGUUGUGUAACUGCCUCUCUUGAAAGUAAUGAUAAUGAAAAUAAUGAAAAUAAUGAAAGCGAAUUUGAUAAAGAGGAUGGUAAAAAAAAAAAAAAACCGAAAGACCCAGAAUCCCCAAAACCCCCCUCAAACCAUUCGACAUCCUCGGAAAAGAAAGGCGGGUCUAAAGGUAGUUUGAAAUACGUCUUUGGAGGAAUUGGUGCAGCUGCUAUUUUAUCCAUGGUAGCAUUAAGAAAAAAAAUCAAGAAAUUUUUGGGCUGUCAUAAAGAAAAUACAGAAAACAAUAGAAUAGUAGUUUAA
Molecule: messenger RNA, 660 nt
Organism: Funneliformis mosseae
Lineage: Eukaryota; Fungi; Glomeromycota; Glomeromycetes; Glomerales; Glomeraceae
Source: the annotation of a GenBank genome assembly